This is a messenger RNA of Phytophthora sojae, 432 nucleotides long. RefSeq lists its product as hypothetical. The transcript has 4 exons. Lineage: Eukaryota; Oomycota; Peronosporomycetes; Peronosporales; Peronosporaceae. The coding region runs from base 1 to 432 and encodes 143 amino acids. The record is from RefSeq and is a predicted model, not a curated record.
AUGCAGAUGCUGCUCUUCCUCGCCACUCUCGUCCUCGCCAUCGCCGGCUCGGCCAUCUUCGCUGCGGGUCAAGACACGACCAAGGCGACGCUCUUCAUCGGGUCGUCGCAGAACUCCGCGGAGAGCGUCGUACUGGAGGAGGUCGUCGACGAGCACCGCCGCCUCGAAGUGACGGGCGAGAGUCACGUCCAGGACAUCGCGUUGUUUCAAGCCAACAUUGUGGUGAAAUCAAUUCCAGCCAGCCUGGGCCACACCGCCAAACUGUUGUUCGCUGCAGUAUUCUGGCAGCUAUUUUUGGGGGGCUGUCGGUAUCCGGCUGCGGUGCUGGAGCUGAAGCUUGUUUACGAAAUAGCACCCCUAAUUGUGGAUAUUUGCGCCGCUGUAUGGGUACCUCAAGCGGUCUCGGUGUCUCAACAGCAAUCAAAACUUUGA